Molecule: messenger RNA, 2307 nt
Organism: Musa acuminata AAA Group (dessert banana)
Lineage: Eukaryota; Viridiplantae; Streptophyta; Magnoliopsida; Zingiberales; Musaceae
Exons: 3
Coding region: 1-2307 (768 amino acids)
Biological process (GO): DNA integration
Molecular function (GO): RNA-DNA hybrid ribonuclease activity; nucleic acid binding
Source: RefSeq, a predicted model, not a curated record
AUGCCCGUGGCCCCACUUUCAGACUCGGCGGAGGGCCUGUGGGCCCAGCUACGCCUCGUAGGCCGCCGGUUGGACGAGGUGCAGCGUGAGGUUCGCCGGACUAGGGGAGACCCGGGGGCCGAGCAACACCAGGGGUCCCCCUUCACCCCCGAGAUUCAAGAGGAAGCAAUCUUGCCGCAUUUUCGGCUCCCGUCAUUGGAUGCCUAUGACGGUGCCACCGAUCCGGCGGACCACGUAGCUGCUUUCCGCGCCCAAAUGGCACUAUACGGGACAUCCGAUGCCCUGAUGUGCAGGGCGUUCCCGACAACCCUGCGGGGCCCAGCCCGAGCGUGGUACAGCAAUCUGAAGACCGCGACCAUCGCCUCUUUCGACCAACUGGCCAGAGACUUUGAGCUUAACUUCCUGGCUCACGCCAAACCGAAGCCGUCGGUGGCGAUGCUCCUCGGGCUCAACCAGAGGGAGGAUGAGCCCCUCUCUCACUUUGUGAACCGCUUCACCACACAAAUCCGCGGGCUGUCUGACGCUCACCCUUCUUUGAUGAUGCAGCCUCCUCGGACGAUCAGAGACCUGCAGCGCCUUAACGGGAGGCUAGUCGCGUUAUCACGUUUUCUUUCCCGAUCGGGAGAUCGCUGCCUCCCCUUCUUCCAAGCCCUGAAGGAUCCGAAGAACUUCCGAUGGACGACGGAAUGCGAGAGGGCCUUCGAGCGGAUGAAGCAACACCUGGCCAACCUCCCCCGACUCGCUUCAGUCUCCCCUGGGGAGAAAUUGAGUCUCUACCUCGUCGCCUCCCAGCACGCGGCCAGUUCGGUUCUGGUCAAAGAAAACUCCGGCGACCAACUGCCGGUCUACUAUGUCAGCCACAUGCUGAGCGGGCCAGAAGAACGUUACCCGCCAAUCGAAAAGCUGGCGCUGGCGCUCGUUUUGUCGGCGCGAAAGCUCCGCCCUUAUUUCCAGGCCCACCCGAUAGAGGUAAUAACUGACCAGCCGCUCCGGCUUGUUCUGUCUAAAUUCGACGUUGCAGGGCGUCUCCUCAAAUGGGCAGUGGAGCUCGGCGAGCACGACAUACAGUAUAUACCACGGACCGCCAUCAAAGCCCAGGCCGUGGCAGACUUCAUUGCAGAGCUCACCCCGAGCACCGGCGAGGAACUCGAGCCAUCGCGUGAGACGUGGACCCUCCACGUAGAUGGGUCGGCCAACGCAAAAGGCGCCGGUGCAGGGCUGGUGCUGGUGACACCUGACGGCCGCUCGAUCGAGCGCUCCUUCCGCUUCGGGUUCAGGGCCACCAACAACGAGGCAGAAUACGAGGCUCUCCUGGCGGGGCUCCAGUUGGCACUGGAAAUGCGAGUGACCGACAUACGCGUCAUCACCGACUCACAGCUGGUGGCUAGGCAGCUCGACGGCGGAUACGAAGCCCGGGACCCGACUAUGGCGAAAUAUCUGGCACAGGUAAAAAGCCUUGCCACCAAGUUCGCCCAUUUUGAAUUGUCGAAUGUUCCCAGGAGCGAGAACCAGCGAGCCGACACCCUGGCAAAAUGGGCGUCCGGCUCGGCCCCCUGGGCUCAACCCGAGACCGAAGUGCUCCCCCACCGAGCCAUAGAGGUCGUCGCCACGGUCACGGGCGGCGCGCCGGCCACUUGGGUACAGGAGAUGCUACGCUUCAAGCGGGAUGGGGCCCUACCCGACAAUGAAACCACGGCUCGACGCUUGCGUUGGACGCAGGCAUGGUACAUCGAAGAGGAAGGACGGCUGUACAAGCGGGCCUUCUCGCGCCCCUUGUUACGCUGCCUAGAGCCGAACGAAGCUCGGACCAUUCUGUCCGACAUGCAUGAAGGGGACGCGAAAGCUUUCGUGCGGCGGUGCAGCUCGUGCCAGGAGCACGCCCGUACCGCCCGACGGCUGGCGGUCCUGUUCACCCCUGUCGACUGUGCCUGGCCAUUCGCGCAAUGGGGACUGGACAUACUUGGGCCUCUCCCGCCCGCCUUCGGCCAGCGGAAGUACAUCAUCGUGGGAGUGGACUACUUUACCAGGUGGGUCGAAGCCGAGCCUCUAGCGACCAUUACGGAGUCACAAGUGGAAAGGUUCGUGUGGAGAAACCUCAUAACUCGGUUCGGCCUGCCCCAGUCCAUCGUCACCGACAAUGGACCUCAGUUCGCCGACAGGAGAUUCCAAGAGUUUUGCGCCAAGCACAAAAUUCAGCUGAGGUUCAGCUCGGUGGCUUACCCCCAGGCGAAUGGGCUAGCUGAGGUAACCAACCGGUCCAUCGUCGACGGCCUCAAGAGAAGGGUAUCCGCUGCCCGAUCGGCUUAG